Messenger RNA from Hypoxylon trugodes, 1660 nucleotides. RefSeq lists its product as uncharacterized. Bases 604 to 1533 code for a protein of 309 amino acids. The transcript has a single exon. Lineage: Eukaryota; Fungi; Ascomycota; Sordariomycetes; Xylariales; Hypoxylaceae. The record is from RefSeq and is a predicted model, not a curated record.
GUAAAAGAUAGCCAGUCAGUCUACACAUCUAUCCAUCCAUCGGCUCAGCUCGCUUUUAAUAAGACACCGAGAAAUCGGUCAAAAGAAAUACCAUCCAUAUCUAGCCUUCUGUUAGUAGAUCGUUGAAGGAUUCUACUCUGCAGAGCAUAAGAAACACUUCAUCAUUCAUCCACAAAACGUUUCAUAUGUAUAUGUAACCCCUACGUCAGGCUACACGACCAACAGUAGUAAUUCCGACUCUUCAGCGCAUCCUUUACUCGUUAUCUAGAUGAUAUCUAGGAACGUGAAAAGGCCUCGAUUGGUCGAUAUAAUCUUAUAACCAUUUUUGGAUUUUAGGCAGCACAGCGGGACUGGCCAUAAUGUAGUCGAAAGCACCAGUCACCUUAAACUAAUAUAACAUGAGUCUAGUUCAAUGUACUCACAAUCCUCCACUUGGACGGCUGAACAUGAGUCAGUCCACAUGUCAAGUAAAUAAAACCUCCCGGAAUAUUCACGUUUGAAGAUUGAGAAAAAAUCGCGAGAUUUCAGCAACAAGAAACGCAAUCUUUAAUAUCCCGACAGACAGGAAACCAGGCUAUUAAUACCUACUUAAAAUCGACAAAGAUGCACGCCGCGCAAGUUCAGUCUUGGCCCGAGGGACCACGGUACGUUACAAUCAACGAUCCGCCUGCGCCGUUAGAUAGCCAAGUCCAACUCCGUGUCUUGGCUGCAGGUGCCCACCAAGUCGUCCGUUCUCGUGCCUCAGGAGCCCAUUAUUCAGCUAGGGAACUUCCUCAUACUGUUGGUGUCGAUUGUGUCGGCAGGGAUGAAACUACCGGGAAGCUUUAUUAUUGUUUUACCCUUCAAGGAGGUACAUAUGCCGAACGUAUCAAUGUCGAAAAGUCUGCCGUCUAUCCGGUGCCGGAUCAUGUUGACCCCGCGUCCUUUGCUGCCAGUGUCAAUCCAGCUAUGAGCAGUUGGAUGGCUAUUACGCACCGUACCAGCAAUCUCCCUAAGAAUUUUACGGCUGUUGUUGUCGGUGCGACGAGUGCUAGUGGCCGUUUGGCUGUGCGCUCUGCCAAAGCAUUGGGUGCAGGCAAAGUCAUCGGCAUAGCCCGAAACGCCACAGCACUAGAGCAAGUCAAAGGUCUAGAUGACUAUAUUAUACUCCGAGACCCUAUCGCCGAGACCGAUUUCUCAAAGCUACGCGAUUGUGAUCUUAUCCUAGAUUACGUGUACGGUGACGCGACUGUACAGCUACUCUCAUCAUUGAGCAGGUCAAAGAAGCCCGUCCAAUACGUCGAAAUUGGUAGUCUUGCGCAACGCACCGUCGAAAUUCCAAGUUCCCUACUUCGGUCUUUCGAUCUAACGGUACGCGGAGCCGGAGCCGGGUCUUGGAGCAUACCGGCACUUCAUAAGGAGCUACACACGUUGGUUCCGACUAUGGCUGAGUGGGAGCUAUUACCCGCUCGCUCUAUUCCACUGAAGGAUAUUGAGACGGCUUGGAAUGACACGACACUAGCUACUGAAGGGAGGGUAGUAUACACACUCUAACUACCCCCAAUUGUUGUUGCCAAAUUCGGAUGAGUGCGACACAUGAUCGCGAUAUCGCGAUUUCGAUCCAUGUAUCCUCUAUAUCAAUAUAAACGAAUUAUGUCAAAACUGACACCUACUCAUCAAA